AUGGCUUCCAAUGGAUCAGAGUCGCCUAGUAAAACAAAACGCUCUCGCGCAGAUAUGGAGGCAGGGGACCAGGAUAUGAAAGAGCCUGUCGCGCAAGCCAAUGCUGACGACUCUUCCUCUGACGAUGACGACUUCGGCCCUGCACUCCCCUCGUCCGCGCCCAAGAAGAAGAAGCGUAGGCUCCCCUACGAGAAACUCUAUGUUGCUGCGCUGCCUGCUGCCCAACGCUACAGCAAAUCGCUGAUGCACCGCGACCAAUUGUGCUUCACCACCUUCACACCGUAUACCGACUUCCUCAUAACCAGCUCUAUCGACGGCGUGGUCAAGUUCUGGAAGAAAGACUUUGGAGGCAUAGAGUUUGUGAAAGAGUUCCGGGCGCAUACGGGCGAGAUACGGUCGGUCAACGUCAGCGCAGAUGGACGCAGUUUUGCCACGGCUGGGUCAGACAACACAGUCAAGAUCUUUGAUGUGGUCACGUUCGACCUGCUGGCUAUGCUGAGCUUGGAUUACAGCCCCAAGGCGGUAUGCUGGGUUCACGGUCGCGGCGCAAGCUUCCCACAGCUGGCCGUAAGUUCAGAAGACAAUGCUUGGAUACGGAUAUACGACGGUCGGGGCGAGAACCUGGAACCACUGCAUACCUUGAAGAGCAUACACCGGGCACCUGUAAGCCUCAUGGCAUACAACAACGCAUACGACUGCGUGGUCAGCGUGGAUCAGGGCGGCAUGGUAGAAUACUGGCAGCCGUCAGGCAAUUUCUCAAAGCCCGAUAACGUCUUCUCCAUGAAGUCCUCAACAAACCUCUUCGACUUCAAAAAAGCAAAAUGCGUACCCUCGACCCUCACCAUUUCGCCAACCGGCCACCAAUUCGCAACCCUCUCCUUCCCCGACCGCAAGAUCCGCAUCUUCGACUUCGCAAGCGCAAAACUCCACCGCACAUAUGAUGAAUCCAUCGAAACCAUCACAUCCAUGCAGCAAGCCGGCACCGCGGUCCAAGUGCUUGAAGACAUGGAAUUCGGGCGCCGCCUGGGCAUCGAGCGCGAACUCGACACGCCGCAACUGCGCACGCGGCAAAACAUCAUCUUCGACGAGACAGGCAACUUCAUCCUCUACGGCUCCAUGUACGGCGUCAAAGUGCUCAACACGCUGACCAACAAGCUCGUCAAACUGUACGGGCGCGAAGAGCCGCUGCGCUCACUAUGGCUAAGUCUGUACCAAGGCCAACCCGACAAAAAGCGCGUGACAACCGUCGAAAUGGCGGCGUCAGAAAACCCCCUACUGCAAGAAGCCGAGGCCAGAGACGCCAUGCUGGUCAGCACCGGCAGCGGCAAAGUGCGCUUCUACAUGUACACCAACGAAACCAACACAUCCAAGGAUCGCGACGUGCAGAACGAAAAACCGCUCUCAGCCACACGCACGAAGAAAGACAGCGAAUCCGCACAAGCCGCCACGGGCAGCACAGCCAUCCUACACACGACCUACGGCGACAUAACCCUGCGGCUGUUCCCCGACGCAGCGCCCAAAGCGGUCGAGAACUUUGUCACGCACAGCCGCAACGGAUACUACAACAACGUGAUUUUCCACCGCGUGAUCCGCAAAUUCAUGAUCCAGACGGGCGACCCCCUCGGCGACGGGACAGGCGGCGAGAGCAUCUGGGGCAAAGACUUUGCCGACGAGAUCAGCGUGCUGAAGCACGACAAACCAUACACCCUGUCCAUGGCCAACGCGGGGCCGGGAACCAACGCGUCGCAGUUCUUCAUCACCACGGAGAAGACGCCCUGGCUCGAUGGCAAACACACCAUCUUCGGCCGCGCGGUGCAGGGUAUGGAUGUCGUGCACAAGAUCGAGAACGCUAAAUGCUACAAGGAGAAGCCCGAGGACGAUAUCAAGAUCAUCAGCAUCAGCAUUUCGUAG
Molecule: messenger RNA, 1911 nt
Organism: Ascochyta rabiei
Lineage: Eukaryota; Fungi; Ascomycota; Dothideomycetes; Pleosporales; Didymellaceae
Product: Peptidylprolyl isomerase
Exons: 3
Coding region: 1-1911 (636 amino acids)
Biological process (GO): protein folding; protein peptidyl-prolyl isomerization
Molecular function (GO): peptidyl-prolyl cis-trans isomerase activity; protein binding
Source: RefSeq, a predicted model, not a curated record